This is a messenger RNA of Aspergillus clavatus NRRL 1, 2793 nucleotides long. Its product is annotated as WD repeat protein. The record is from RefSeq and is a predicted model, not a curated record. NCBI's taxonomy places the organism in Eukaryota, Fungi, Ascomycota, Eurotiomycetes, Eurotiales, Aspergillaceae. Gene Ontology annotation, molecular function: protein binding; RNA binding. Gene Ontology annotation, biological process: positive regulation of rRNA processing; positive regulation of transcription by RNA polymerase I. The transcript is spliced from 3 exons. Gene Ontology annotation, cellular component: nucleolus. Bases 1 to 2793 code for a protein of 930 amino acids.
AUGCCAGGGCCAGCCUCUUCCUCAGGGCAUGCCAAAAGAUCCAGGACUACUGAUGCACCACGGACCGGCAAGGAUGGAGUAAAGCGUCGUCGAUUCUCUAGGUCUGAAGGCCAGGCUGCAAAGAGCACGACAUCAGUUGCUUCGAAGAUGCCAGAUGCGAAAAAUAUAGUUCAAAAAAUUAUGUCAGUCAGAGAAGAGGCUUCGGCGCAUGGCCACGAUGAGCAGGGAAAGCCCCCGGUCAAGCAAUGGGUCUUAUCAAGCCCAGUAGCGGGGCAAUAUAGCAAUAUUGACCCGAUUAUGACCUCGAACGAAGAGCAUCUUCUUCUUGGGACAGAAACAGCAAUUCACGUUUAUUCGGUUGCAACUUCGCGGCGCAUUCGUACAUUACAAACGGAUCCUGCUGGACGAAUCGUCGGCUACAGGCUUUGUCCCGAGGACCCGCAACAUCUCUACAUUAUCACUUCCACAGGCACCGUGAGCAAAUGGGACUGGCUUUCAGGCGAUCAAAUUUUAUCUCGGGAUAUGGCAGCUGAGACGCUCCAUGCCGAAUUAUGCAUUCAUAAGUCGUCCACAAGCAAAAGUAGUAUGCUAUUUACCUCUCGAGAACGGAAGGUCGGCAAGAGAGAGAUUGCUAUCACACUCAUAUCCUGCGAGGAUGCAAACGAUACUAUCAUCCUUGAGACAGGCCACCGAAUAGACAAUUUCAAAGUAUUCGGAUCAGGCCAAGCAGUCAUCGCAUGGGCUGAUCAGCACCUCCUGCUCGGGACCAGGACUUUAGAACCGUCAGAUCCGUCAUCUCUUCGGUAUUCGUGGAGAGAAAUGCUUCUCCCCGUUUAUCCUACUUGUAUCGACAUUCAGGCAAGUGCGGCAUAUAAUCGAGUCAGAGCAGAUGAUGCUCAGACUCAAACCCUGGAGAAGAUGGAUCUUGUUUUGGGUGGCUCGGAUGGCUCCAUCCUGGUUUAUCAUGAUUUCCUCGCUUUUGUCCCCCAAGCCGCAAGUGACCAGGCUUACAGCAAGGCUCUAGCCCCCAGACGAUUGCACUGGCAUAGAGGACCCGUCAAUGUCGUUCGCUGGUCCUCCGAUGGAAACUACAUAAUUUCAGGUGGUGACGAGUCCGUUAUAGUGUUGUGGCAGUUGGAUACGGGAAGAAAACAGUUUCUCCCUCAUCUCUCUUCACCGAUCUGCAACCUAGUCGUUUCCGCAUCGGGUAAAUCAUAUAUUCUCAAGCUCGCUGACAACUGCGUCAUGUUAUUGUCUGCCACAGAGCUUCAACCGUAUGCCACGAUUACUGGACUGCAACUGUGUCCGAAGGUAUCUAGCCCAACUGUCGCAUCUUUGUCGCGAUCAUCUGUUUCCUUUGAGUCUCCUGCAGCUUUAUUGCAUCCACGGCAGCCAGAUCGACUAGUGGCUGCUGUCCCAGCUUACCGCCAAGUCUCACGGGAGUCCCAUUCUGUAGCUAACUCAUGCGUGCUACAAACUUUUGAUGUUCGCAACAGCAACCAGAUUCACCGACAGGCUCUCGCGCGCACUAAUGCCACGACGCUGAGAACCAGUCCGGAAGGUACAAAGAUAACCCCCCCAGAUGUGCGGCAUCUAGAUAUUUGCCAAACUGGGGACUGGAUGGCCACUGUUGAUGACUGGAUACCUCACCAGGAGGAUGCUAAAGCGAUUGGACAUGGCAUUGAUCAGUCGAGUAGCCGUGCUGACCACCGAGAGACGUUUCUCAAAUUUUGGAGGUGGGCGGAAUCUUCCAGUACGUGGGAGCUGGUCACACGUAUAGAUGCCCCCCAUUCAGUUAAUGGCGGCUCUGUUCCCAUUCUAGAUCUCGUGUCACGACCAUGCCAUGACGAAUUUGCAACACUGGGGGCCGAUGCGGUACUCCGCCUCUGGUGCCCUAUUCACAGACACCGCAGUGGAAUUGAAACCAAGCAUCCUGAGUUUCAAAUCCAGGCAUGGAAGUGCCGAGGCAUGAUCAAUCUGAAGGGCGAAAUCCCUGGCUUCGAGUUAGGGUCUGCAAAUGCAGCCUGUAUGGGGUUUUCUCAGGAUGGGUCAGUACUUGCAAUAUGCUUACAGUCUGAAUCUGGUCCGACUUCGGGUCUUGUUGCUUUGGUGGAUGUGCAAAACUGCAGGCUCCACUUCAGCAGAGUUGGGGUGUACGCGGACCGUCCCCGUGCAGCUCGGUUCUUAGGUCGCUACCUGGUUAUCCUUUCGAAGCAGUCGGUGUGCAUCUGGGACACAGUUGGCGAUGUGAUCAGAGCAGUCAAGUUGUCCACGGCUCUCGACGAAAUUUCUCUUCUUGCAGUGAGCCCAAAAUCACAAAAUUUUGCUGUGGUCGCCAAAUAUCCUGAACAACCGACUGGUGCUCAAAAUUGCCCCAAAUCUCAAUUCACUAUACGAAUCUAUGAUAUUCAGACUUUGGCGUUACUUUCAGAGCUGCCGUUAAACUACUCUCCGGUAUCUUUGCUAUCGGACCCGUUUUCCGACGACUACGUCGUUGUGGAUGUUGCGGCCAAUGUGCAACGAGCUUGUCGCCCAGAGAGAUCCUCUCAGCUUGCCAUCCAACCUGCCGAUGUGAUUUCAACAAGCCAUGGGCUAGGAAAUUUGUUUGACGCCCAGUUUCGCCACGCCAAACGCCAUAGUCGCCCCGAAGCGUCGACAAUUGCAGUGAAUGAUGACUCUUCAUUUCAGCGAUCAGACGGGCUGCCUGGGGUUUUCAACGAUGUCCCUCCGUUUGUCCUGCCGCCAGCUAGCAUUCUUUUCAAGAGUGUAGUGCAGGUCCUCGCAAGGAGCUGA